AUGAGUAAUACUCCCAAUAAUUCAGAUGCAAGGCUAGAGUUUCUACGUUCUGUAUAUCAGCAAGUAUCUGUGCCAAAUAUUCCAUCAAAUUACAGACGAGCUACAUAUAUAGAUAGUAAGAAAAAAGAUGGUGCUACAAAGAAAAAAGUGUACCGUAGACAUCGUACGUCUAAACAAUUGAUUGCUGAUGAAUUGAAGCGUAUCAAUAAAGUGUUGGAUGAACAUAAGACUUCAAAUACUCCCGUGGGUACACAGAUCAAUUAUUUCAAUAUCAAUGCGCCUCCAUCUUUGAAACCAAUAAAGAAGUACUGUGAUAUUACGGGCUUGGUUGGUAAUUAUAAGUCUUCUACAAAUAAUCUGAGGUACUAUAACUCAGAGAUAUACCAGGCUGUUAUUAAACAAAUAGCCCCUGGAAUGGAUCAAGAGUAUUUAAAAUUAAGAGGUGAUAAUUUCGUAUUGAAAUAG
Messenger RNA from Henningerozyma blattae CBS 6284, 465 nucleotides. RefSeq names its product Ies6p (gene IES6). The transcript has a single exon. Gene Ontology annotation, biological process: chromatin remodeling. Lineage: Eukaryota; Fungi; Ascomycota; Saccharomycetes; Saccharomycetales; Saccharomycetaceae. The record is from RefSeq and is a predicted model, not a curated record. Bases 1 to 465 code for a protein of 154 amino acids. Gene Ontology annotation, cellular component: Ino80 complex.